Bemisia tabaci is the source of this 1813-nucleotide messenger RNA. Lineage: Eukaryota; Metazoa; Arthropoda; Insecta; Hemiptera; Aleyrodidae. The record is from RefSeq and is a predicted model, not a curated record.
GGUGAUGACUGUUGCUCCCUAAUAAUUGUCCAUAAGGAAUUGUUGAAACCCCGAAAGUAAAAGCUUCCACCUGUCGCUAGGAGGCUAGUGGAGGGAUGAGUGCAUGAGUGGAGGGUCUCUUGUCUCUGGGUAAGGUAGUUCCAGUCCAGUACAUUGCGGCUCUACAGCUGUCCCGGAAUGGACGGGCUCCAACCAGUUGCUGUAGACACCAGACAAAAUCUGAUAAAAAUUAAUUUAGCCCUAAAAGCUAAUAUAUAUGAUAUUUAUCAUUGUGAAGGUCCACCAGAAGUCCUGGAGAAAUUAAAUGCUCAUGGCCGGAGAUUAAUUGCUGAUUUCCGCCGCUUGACUCAUGAUCUUGAAUUCUGGGCCAAAGAGGAAGACUUUAAGAGGAAUGAAGAGGAACUUCUCGCAGUUCUGAACAAUUGCAGGGAGCAGCUUCUGAGGAGUGUGCACCCAGACUUUAGAGCCAAACGGAGCCAGGAGAUUUUUGACAUCGAAGUUUUUGCCUCUCCACAGCUGAUACGGUGUCUUGCCAUCGACACUACUUGUUCCAGUGCGGUUGAGUAUAUAUGUUGCUGCACUAGCUGCUUCUGCCCAAAGACGUUUGUCCACGUUCUUCGCAGACAACAUGGAGCGAGUUGCUUCCAUGAUCGUUCUGAGUUGCCUUUCAGCUCACCGUUUUGUUCCGGACGGACCAAAAAAGACAAGGUAAAUUUGAUCAAGAAAUCUACAAAUAUCACAGACAGGCUGCUAUCAAUUAGUCGCCAUCUAGCAGAAACCAUAGAACAGAAUUCAAAGACCCUGGAUUCUCUAGUUAUUUCCUCCUCGAAUGUGACUGGAAUCAGAGAUGAGCUUAGGUCAACUGGCAGUGUCAUAAACCAAUCUGGCAAGCUUGUUAGGAAAUAUGACCAGCGAGAAUUCACCUCAAAACUAAUGAUUUUUGCAGGUUUUGCCUUGUUUUUAGCUGUUUGUCUAUCCAUAGUAUACAACAGGCUCUUUUGAGCAAAGAUUUGUUGUUUUUCUUGAUUUUUUCAUGAUCGUGAGAAAAAUUAGAGCUCCUCCAUAAGUUGUUGUUGAAUGAGAAAGAAAAAAUUUGCUAAAAUUUGUGCAGAUCACUGUAACUGGACAACAUAGUAUUCGGGAUACUGAGUAAUGGGCCCACACUGCCCCAAAUUUGCAUCUUUCAGGGAAUGUUUUACCUUUUUUAAUUGAUCUUCUAUACUGCCAUGCUAUGGAAGAACACUGUAUGAACAUUCGAGAGUUGUCAAAUUUCCCUGAAUAAAACAUGUAUUUUUGACGAAAUUUAUGCAUAUUUUUCCUUUAAAUUCUCAGAUAUUUUAGAUUAAAUUGCGUACAAUAUUAUCUAAAAAUUGUUGAACAAAACAUUCGCAAUUUUCACAGUAAAGUAGGUUUUUAUUGACAGAAAUUUGGCAACGUCUGAAGGCUCAUACAGCGUUCUUCCCUAGCACAGCAGUAUAUAUUUCACUAGAUUUUGUUUUAUUUGAUUUUUCUCAAGAAGCUCCAGAGACUUCAACACAAAGUACUCCGGACCUCCUCCUUAGGAAAUCGUGUAACAAGCUCUGCUGAGGUGAAGGCAAAUGUGAAAAAAGCACAUUUUUGUCUUCAUAUUGCAGUAACUAAGAAAGUGACCAGCUCAAAAAACCAAAUCUUGCUUGUAAAACAAUGGUGCAAAUAGAGAAACCAAGUGGCAUAGAAGAAAUAGGCCUGUUCAUAUAUCAUUAUUUAGAAUCGUGCUGUAUGUUAGUGUCUCAAUGUUCUUCCCUAAUUUAAAAUAUAUGAAAUAUCGGAUUAA